Molecule: messenger RNA, 324 nt
Organism: Plenodomus lingam JN3
Lineage: Eukaryota; Fungi; Ascomycota; Dothideomycetes; Pleosporales; Leptosphaeriaceae
Source: RefSeq, a predicted model, not a curated record
AUGCAGGAGAACAGGCAGGCCGUACCAGCUCUGCCGCCAGCCGAGCGCUGCUUGGGCGCCGGUCAGAACUAUGCUAACAUGUCGACCGGGUCCGAGGCGGCGGUGAAGGGGGGAUCUGCGGGAGCCGCGAUACGUCGAAGCGGAAUAUACGUAGGGGCAGCGUGCACGGGUGUGGAGAGGGAAGGAGGCGGCACUCCGGCAGACGAGGAGGUGAGGCGCUCAGGUGUAGAUGAGGCAGACGAUGACAAUGGGAGGGCGGUCGAUGAUGGGUCGUUUGGAGUUACAGUUGAGGCACGUUCGCAAGCUCGCCAAAAGACCAGCUAG